Pomacea canaliculata is the source of this 2558-nucleotide messenger RNA. RefSeq lists its product as uncharacterized. The coding region runs from base 66 to 1214 and encodes 382 amino acids. Lineage: Eukaryota; Metazoa; Mollusca; Gastropoda; Architaenioglossa; Ampullariidae. The record is from RefSeq and is a predicted model, not a curated record. The transcript is spliced from 7 exons.
CUGUAUAUAUUUUACAACGAAUUGCUGCAGAGCAGCUUUUCACAGCUAGUACAAAACAAAUUGUGAUGUACGAUGUUGCCUGCUCACUGCAGACUCAUAUAACAAAGCAUUCUCAACUAUUUGGACAGCUGUCUGAAAAAUUUAGAUUUGUUGUUCCUGUGUUUCACAGCUUUGCACAUAUAACACAGUGUCAGAUGACAAAAGGACAGCGCUUUUGCGAGGGCACAGGAUUAAUAGAUGGUGAAGCUAUGGAACGCUUAUGGUCUUUCCUCCGCAGAUUUGCGUGGAGUAAAGAAAUGACUUUGCCCAACAGGCAAGAUCUACUAAGCAGUGCUCUGCUACACUAUGCCAGGAGGAUUUUUGUGUCAUUAGCUGACACACUGUCUGUAAGACUCAAAAAGGCAAGGGACACGCAGGCAAAAGCCAAAGAGAUUAUCCAUGAGGUUGAAAGCAAGUAUAGAGGAACUGCUGCAGAAUGGCUGCACAAGCUGAAGGAUACUAUAUCAACAACCAGUGGUCAUAGAGAAAGCUCUACCUCUGAUUCUCUGCUUGAGAAAGCGAGGAAGCUGUCAGCUGAGCGGCAGCAACUGCUGGGACUAAAGAGACGCUAUGCUGAUGGACAAAAAAUUGCCCAGAAAAUUGCGAAGAAGCUGCGGACAACAAACACUCAGCUGCAGUCUGUCAUUGGGUCUUUAAAAAAUGUAUUUCCAAACAUUUCACCAGCUGAAUUUAGAGACCCAGAGUCAGCUCUGUACACUCAUAUAGCACCAGAACUGAACUCAGAGCAAGUGAGGGCAGCCAAUUGUGCAGCAGACUACGAUCGUGGGAAAGAAGAGGAACAGCGAAUAAUUUAUGACAUUUGCCUUUUACAGCAGUGGCUGCUGGAGCAAAAUGUGUUAUUAUGUCAGCCAUCAGACUUAGUCAGUCGAUAUGAAUGUGCCCUAAACCAUGUUAAGUCUGUAAGUAAACAUAAAGUGGAAUGCCAGCUAAGAGAUCUGCAUGCGAAAUUUAACGAGCAGCCAGGAUUUUCGAAAGUCAGCAUUGACUACUCAGUCUCCAACCGACUGUCAUCUUCAGCCCUCACUUGCCAGCCAGAUUCUGAUGACAACGAGGAAUUAAUAGAUGUGAUUAGGGAAUUUAACUCAGAUAUCGAAUCAGAAUCUGAUGAAGACGAGGAGGAGGAGGAGGAGGAGGAAGAACACUUUUUGCCAUAAGUGUUUGACCUUUUACUUAGUUUACUAAAGUGGACAAUUGAUAUAUUUAUUGAUAGCAUAGAGGUAUUUAAGGGAUGAUACCAUGUUUAUUUUGUUUCAAAGCAUUGCUACAACCAACCUCCAUGAUGUCUUUAUGAAUUCAUUGCUACAUUUUUGAACCAAUAAUGGUGUAAUGUAAUUCUUUUUUUAGCAAUGUACUCUUUUUUUUGUAGCAUACAUACAAGCCACAUUCACACCUUGCAUCCAGUUACUUUAACCCACAGAAGCAAGCCAGUUAAUAUAUUUUAAUUACUUGGCAGUUAGCAUGUCCCCUUUUCAUCUCACCUGUGCUUAAACUUUUUUGCCUGCAUGAUUUGAGCUGUGAUCAUCACUCAUUAUGUUGAUGCUUGUUUUACUGGUAACAUGUGCCUUUCUUUUUUAUGAUGAAUUUACUGAAAUAGUGUUUGGUUCACUUUUUGAAUUUUAAGCUAUUCAGUGAGCCACUCACUGCAGUGAUGACAAGUGAGUGUUUUAACCACCACACUACCGGGUAGUCGAGUGGUCAUCUUAAUAUUGUCUACAUUCUUAUUAUUAAGUGUUCCAAAAGUUCAUUGGCCAGCCUGCUCUACAGAUCUGAAUCCCAUUGAGCAAAUUGAGUAUCUAUUGUUGAAAUGAAUAUUUUCUCCAUUGGAUUUGGUUUUGUUUGGAUAAAUCAGGGUGUUGAAAAUGUAAAUAUUUUUAUUACAUUUGACAGAAAGAUUAAUUGUGUGUAGGUGGCAGGCUUGAAAUAGCCAUAUUAACAGUGGUGAUUCUCCUUUUACCAUGCAUACGACAUGUUGAAAUGUGUUACAACUUAUCAACGAAUUUAGCAGUCAUUUUCAGAGUAUUAUGGCAAAAGUGAGAAUGGCGUUUCAAGCAUUAAUUUUUUUUUUUUUUACAUAAACAAAAUGAAAUUUUACACUCUGUCAAAUUUAUAAAAAUUUAGUAUAUUGAUUGCUUCAGCAGACAAAAGUACCAUAAUGAUUUGUCAUUAUGUAUCUUUCUGCAUCUAAAUUUAGAAACAGUCUUGCUAUAGAAUGAUUUCAAGAUUGGAUAAUUAUGCAUGGUCAAUGCAUAAUUACUUUUCCUUGUCAGCUAGUUUAAAAUGUUAUUUACUGUGUGUAACAUUAAUUAUUUUAUCAUGGGUUUGUUCUCUCCUCAUCAAUCAGAGAAUGGCCCUGAAAUAAAUCGUUCAUACUUUCUUUUCCUCCGAUAUCACGUUUUUGAUUUUUGAAAAUGUGGGUUAUAUCUGCCUAAGCAAAAAUUCUUUUUAAAAUGAUUUGUUUCUAAUAAAUUGGACAAUUAAAUAUUUCAUUCAAUGAAUAA